This is a messenger RNA of Gallus gallus (chicken), 1414 nucleotides long. It is a transcript of the gene SUMO2, whose product is annotated as small ubiquitin-like modifier 2. NCBI's taxonomy places the organism in Eukaryota, Metazoa, Chordata, Aves, Galliformes, Phasianidae. The record is from RefSeq and is a predicted model, not a curated record. Gene Ontology annotation, cellular component: nucleus. The transcript has 4 exons. Gene Ontology annotation, molecular function: ubiquitin-like protein ligase binding; protein tag activity. Gene Ontology annotation, biological process: protein sumoylation. The coding region runs from base 109 to 363 and encodes 84 amino acids.
GCCUUCCCCUCUCCCUCUCUCUCCCUCCUCUCUCCGCCGCCGCGCUCGGUCGAUCCUUCCCCCCCUUUGUGAAGCGCUCGGAGCGUCCCGGACACCGCCGACUUCACCAUGGCCGACGAGAAGCCUAAGGAAGGAGUGAAGACUGAAAACAAUGACCACAUUAAUCUGAAGGUGGCAGGGCAAGAUGGGUCUGUGGUGCAGUUUAAGAUUAAGAGGCAUACACCACUUAGUAAACUAAUGAAAGCCUAUUGUGAACGACAGGGAUUGUCGAUGAGGCAAAUCAGAUUCCGGUUCGAUGGGCAGCCAAUUAAUGAAACAGACACACCUGCACAGUGCUGUAGCCGAAGCCAUUUGCACAUUUGAACAACAGCAACAAAAUGGAUUGUGGCAAUGUUCUAAGGUAAACGGAGAAAUUAAAUAGGAGAAAGAAGAUGCAGUGGCAAAGUAGGCAAUAAAAUGAAAGUAGAAACACGGAUCUUCUCUGUAGGAGUUCUACAACGUGCCCUGAAGUUACGUACAAGAAUUAAUUCUAGGACAAGUUACCCACUGGCAGUUAUUUCCACAUCAUUUCUUUGCUUUUGAAUCAUGGUGACAUAGGUUAAAUGCACAAAGUGAUUAUAAUGAUGGAGGGGAGUGGGGCUGGGCUGGAGUAGUUGCAUAAAAAAUAAACAGGAAGAAAGGAAAUGUGAAAACAACCCAGCUUAUAGUAGUUGAAAGCCUUUUUUCUUUUUUCUGCUAUAGUUGGAAAUGGAGGAUGAAGAUACAAUUGAUGUGUUCCAGCAACAAACAGGAGGAGUUUACUAAAAAACAAACAAACAAAAAACAAACCACAAAAAAGAACCUGCUACUUUCCUCUCCAGAACUGUGCUCCCACAGGCAACACAUUCACAAUUAGAAAAAUAAGACUUGGUUCAGCCACAUCCUGACUACUGCAGUAUAGUUUUCUCUCUUCUCUCUCUUGAUUUUUUUUUUCCUAUUCCUUCUAUUGUACAUAAAGUAACUGGUGUAUGUGCACAGACAAAACACUUUUUUUUUUUAACUAAAUGGCCAAUGGUAUGUUUUGAUCAACAUUUAAUGGAGAUGGGGUGGGAAAACAAACUGGUUCUGUGAAAAUGCCCCUUUCUCCAUUAGUGGCAUGCUCCUUCUACUUUUAUCUUUAUAUUCCAGUAAGUUAUUUUGCUCUCAUUGUUUAAAAACAAAAACCUUACAUACUUUGUUUGAUUGGAUAAUUUCAAUGUUUUUCUUUUAUCAUUGUAAAACCAAGGACAAUUUUAUAACUUUUUUGUACGUAGCUGUUACAUUGUAGAGCAAUCUGUCUAAGUAGGGGUAAAUUACUCUUAAAAAAAAAAUCCUAGGUAGUUCUCCCUUCUAGUAAAGCGUCUUGUUGUUUAAAUAAACUUCUUGUUUAAAAUAA